AUGUCCUUCAGCAUAAGGCAAGAUGCUACUGCUUCUCUUAUCCUGCUAUGGAAGGUCACAACCACUGGAUUUAAACAGUGUUCACUUAUUGAUGGCAGAAGUGUCACUCUUCUCCAGGCCUUAGGUGGACUUGUUCUUUCUGAAGAAAUGCUUGCGUUAGGAAACAACUACUUUAUUGGUUUUUUGAAUGAUUCAGUUACUAAAUGCAUUGUGGCUCUACGCUUGACUGUGACAGUGAAAGUCAGUACCUGCAUGCCUGUGGGAAGCCAUUCAUAUAACUUCCAGUGUUCAGGGAAAGGAAAAUGUGUCACCAAACCAGAUGAGGCAACUUUUUUCUGUGACUGCGAGGAUGGGUAUCAGGGUUCCCUGUGUGAAGAAUUUAAUGCUUGUCAGAGCCAGCCCUGUCAGAACAAUGCAACCUGCACUGAUGUAGCACAGAAACAUGACGGGAACAAUUUCACCUGCAGCUGCCCGGCUGGUUACACCGGAGAGCUGUGCCAGUCAGAGAUUGAUCAUUGCAUCCAGCAGCCAUGCCAAAAUGGAGGUACCUGCUCAUCCAACAUCAAUGGAUUCAGUUGUCAGUGCCCAGAAGGGUUUUUAGGAACAUCUUGUGAAGACAAAAUAGACCCUUGUGCAUCUUCUCCCUGCCAGAACAAUGGAACUUGUUAUGCAGACAGACUUGCCUUCUCCUGCAGUUGCAGUCCUGGAUUUACAGGACCUACAUGUGCUCAGCUGAUUGACUUCUGCGCUCUGAAUCCUUGUGCACAUGGCAUUUGUCGCAGUGUUGGAACCAGCUACAAAUGCCUCUGUAUCCCUG
Tauraco erythrolophus (red-crested turaco) is the source of this 817-nucleotide messenger RNA. NCBI's taxonomy places the organism in Eukaryota, Metazoa, Chordata, Aves, Musophagiformes, Musophagidae. The record is from RefSeq and is a predicted model, not a curated record.